Pyrenophora tritici-repentis Pt-1C-BFP is the source of this 450-nucleotide messenger RNA. Lineage: Eukaryota; Fungi; Ascomycota; Dothideomycetes; Pleosporales; Pleosporaceae. The record is from RefSeq and is a predicted model, not a curated record.
AUGGGUAUUUGCAACGAUCGCUCGGGAGAAAUUCCGCCGGGCAGAGAUCGUGGGAAUUUGAUUGCCGUGGAGAUUGCCGUUGACGUUAUAGUCUGGGGGUGUCAUUUCGGUGUUGAGUCGCGCGACAAGCCACUGGUAUAUGACUUGCAAUUGCUCUGCAAGUGUUCAUAUUCACCAUCGGAUCAAGUGGCCGACCCCGUUCCCUUCCUCCGUCCACCUCCGUUCAAGCACCGUUCAACUGCCGUAAGGACGCUUCGGAAGGUUGUCUCGGAUGCUUGUGCUAGCGACUUCGCCGAAUCAAGCUAUUCUAGGUACAGUAGUUGCACCCUGGAAUCCAUGUCCCCUGGGCCUGUGAGCAAGACGAAGCUUAGUCCCCCAUGCUACCUCCAAACCUCCAAACAACCGUACGACUUUUACGGGCUAGAAUGCAUGUCGGCCGGUCCGGGCUAG